AUGUUCCGCGCCGCCGCUCGCACCUGCAGGCCUCGCGUGCGACCAACGACCCGCACCGCACCUCCCGCCUUUCGCCGGUCCUUCUUCUGGGGCAGCUCGUCGUCCUCAUCGUCGUCGGCAAGUUCGGCCGCCGACCUCGGCUCGGCGCACGUCCCGGCCGUCGCGCCCGACCUCCUGCCGCUCCUGUGGGGUGUCGUCGUGAGCCAGGCCGCGUACGACGACGACCAGGACGAGGACCAGCUCACGAGCCCGCCGUGGGAGGUGCGCGAGUUUGGCGACAAGGGCGCCGGCGCCGUCGCGUCGCGCGACAUCGCCAUGGGCGAGCUCCUCAUCGCCGAGCGGCCGCUGUGCAUCUGGCCCCAGGGCCUCAACGCCGACGAGGCCAAGAAGCUGUUCGACGCCCUCUCGCCGCGCGAGCAGGACGUCUUCAUGCAGCUCUCGCCGGGCACCGACAGCGAGGGCCUCGUGCAGCGCCUCGACGAGGUCAGGGCAAGGAGGGCGACCAACGGCUUCAGCAUCCCGCUGCCGCCUGUGUCCGGCGUGACUGCAGGAGGACGGUCGGUCGGCUGCGUCUUCCCGAAAAUCGCUCGCCUGAACCACAGCUGCUCGCCCAACGCGACGCAAGUCAUGAACUUCCAGACGCUGCGCAUGGAGGUCUACGCCGUCCGCCUAAUCACCAAGGGCGAGGAGCUCAACAUCGAGUACCUGCCCGGCGCCGUGACUCGCACCUCGGACGAGCGCCGAAACCUCCUCGCCAUGCACUUCAACUUCCCGAGGUGCCUGUGCGCCGUGUGCUCGGCGUCGCCCGACCUUGUCGCGCAGAGCGACGCUCGGCGGCGCGAGGUGCGCCAGGUGAGCGAGACGAUCAAGGCGGGACGGUCGGACCGCAAGGCGACCGUGGCCAAGAUGGAGCGGAUCCGGGUCCUGCUCGAGGAAGAGGGGUACAAGGCGCUGCCGGAUUUCGCGCAAGUCACGGGCGUCGACCGCAUCGACGCAGCCGCCCUGUCGAAGCUGCCUCCCUUCGCAGCCGGAGCAACCGCCGGCAGCACGGUCGACGCGCGCGACGCAGGGCUUCGACAGCUCGCACUCCUGCAGUCGCUCGUCGCGCGCCAGACGGCCGCACUGCGCGACGGGUUCCUGCCGCCGUCGGCCCUCGACGUCGGCGCCGUCCGAGACGCGUCGAGCGGUUCCCUUUCCCUGCCGCCCAUUCAGCUCCCUCCUCCGUCCUCCCACCACGCACCGACCUUCCCCACCGUCUCGUCGCUGCUCAGCGACGCCAUGCCCGCGACCCCGCACCAGUGGUCGACCAACCUCGACGGCCUCAACCACGUGGACCCGGGCGGCGCAGCCUAUCCCGCGCUCGGCGGCGUGACGGCCGACGAGCUGCUCGCCGCACAAGCCUCGCUCGACCUGUGGAGCGCGACCGUCUUUAGCACCAACUCGCCGGCGGCCUCGCCGCCAGCGACCUCGCACGGUCCGCCGCCGCCCUCGCUCGACUGGUCGACGCUGUACCAGGGCAGCAGCCACCACCACGACCCGCCCUCGUCGCACGGCCUUUCGCCGCUCUCGCCCGUCUCCGACGCACCCCUUCACGGCUCGCCGCCCGCCACUCAUCCCUUCCUCCCCUCCCUCAACUUCGCCAACUUCCCUUCUUUCCCGCCGCCAUCGCGCGCCGGCUGUUUCUCCGGCCCCGCCUCCUCCGCGACCAAUUCGCUCUCCUUCCUGCCGCCGCCUCGAGCGCCCUCGCCGCCUCAGCAUGACGCCGCGACCGGCCCGUCGCCGCCCGCUCGGCGCAGCUCGCGCGCCAACGCCGGCGCGAAAGGGCGCGCAGCUCGAGCGGCCGCGGCGGCUUCGGAGGGCAGCGAGGAGAGCGGGAGCGCCGAGACGAGCCCACGGGCGAGCGGCGCGUUCGCGAGCGGCGGCGGCGCAAGAGGAGGAAGGAGCGGUUCGAGCGGCGGCGGGUACUCGUAUGGCGUCGACGGCGCAGGGGAGCAACUGCCGCCGACGUACACGAAUGCACAAGGUGUCACCAAGGCGAGGGAGCUCAUGACGCCGGACGAGGUCGAGGAGGACAAGCGCAGGAGGAACACCGAGGCGAGCGCUCGAUUCCGCGCCAAAAAGAGGAUGCGCGACGCCGAGCUCAAGCAGUCGAGCGCCUCGCUGCGCGAGCGGGUCGCAAGCCUUGAGAAGGAGAAGGAGUCGCUCUCGAACGAGAACCGCUGGCUGCGCGACCUCGUCAGCGAGAAGGCCGACAUGCACCCUCGCAUCCUCGACGUCCUGCGGCACUCGGUCACCGAGUAG
Molecule: messenger RNA, 2301 nt
Organism: Rhodotorula graminis WP1
Lineage: Eukaryota; Fungi; Basidiomycota; Microbotryomycetes; Sporidiobolales; Sporidiobolaceae
Exons: 7
Coding region: 1-2301 (766 amino acids)
Biological process (GO): regulation of DNA-templated transcription
Molecular function (GO): protein binding; DNA-binding transcription factor activity
Source: RefSeq, a predicted model, not a curated record